Messenger RNA from Caenorhabditis briggsae, 1017 nucleotides. Bases 1 to 1017 code for a protein of 338 amino acids. The record is from RefSeq and is a predicted model, not a curated record. NCBI's taxonomy places the organism in Eukaryota, Metazoa, Nematoda, Chromadorea, Rhabditida, Rhabditidae. The transcript is spliced from 3 exons.
AUGUGCUCAUAUGAAACUUCAUAUUUUGAUUCUGAUGAAUUCUAUCUGACAGCUCUUCAUAUUCUAACAGUAAUUGAAAUUCCUGUUCAUUUGUUUGGUGCGUUCAUCGUGAUCUUCAAAACUCCAAAAAAGAUGGCAUCAAUCAAAAAUAGUCUAUUAUCUCUCCACUGUUUGAGUGCAUUCGUAGAUUUUUAUUUGAGUUUUCUCACAUCUCCAGUUUUAUCAAUUCCUUCUAGUGCUGGAUAUCCAUUGGGAGUAUCUAAAUGGUUAAUGGUUCCCACUUCAAUUCAAGUUUAUUUGGCAUUCUCACUUGUUAGCGCAGUCAGUGUUUCAAUCGUUCUACUCUUUGAAGGUCGUUACUAUGUUCUAGCGAACGGCGCGAACUCCAAUCGUAAUUGUAAACGAAAAUUGCAUUUGAUAUUUCUCUAUUGCUUAUCCUUUUUAUUUUUCUUGCCCAGCUUUUUCAAUAUUCCUGAUCAAAAAGAAGGACAACUUUCACUAAUUCGAAAGAUACCCUGUUUUCCUCCAGAUCUCUUGAAUCGUCCCGGCUUCUUCGUUCUUGCAGUUGAUGCCACAGUUUGUGCGAUAUGUGUUGGAUCAAUGUCUUCAUUUCUAGUGAUUCAUGGUUUAUUUUAUGUGAUGUCAAUCGUUUGGCAACUUUCGGGUUCUUCUUCAAAAUCCAGAAAUUCUCACAAGCUACAGAAGCAACUAAUGAUAACUCUAGGAAUACAGGUGGUAAUUCCUAUUUCCGUGUUCUUUGUUCCAACUUUUAUUUUAAUUUUUCUUGUCUGUAGUAAUCAGUUCAAUCCGACUGUCACGAACAUGUCUGUCGUGAUGGCUGCUGCUCAUGGAGUAAUAUCUACAAUGACAAUGCUCAUUGUACAUCGACCUUAUAGAGAAGCCACACUGGAUACAUUCUACUGGAUAACUAUGAAGGAAAGAAAACCAACAGAAUCUAAAAUUAUGAUAACUGUUGUUGGUCAGAAUGCUCAAAUAGCAAAAAGAGUUAUUUCAUAA